Messenger RNA from Pseudoliparis swirei, 1194 nucleotides. It is a transcript of the gene mapda, whose product is annotated as adenosine deaminase-like. Gene Ontology annotation, biological process: adenosine catabolic process; inosine biosynthetic process. The transcript has 10 exons. Lineage: Eukaryota; Metazoa; Chordata; Actinopteri; Perciformes; Liparidae. The record is from RefSeq and is a predicted model, not a curated record. Gene Ontology annotation, molecular function: adenosine deaminase activity. Bases 73 to 1119 code for a protein of 348 amino acids.
UGAAAACAGAGGCGAGUUGGCAGAGAACAACUCGGGGCUCGCGGAUUAAUCCAGGCUUUGUUCAAGUUAGUGAUGGAAAAUGAAGCGGAUGUCUUUUAUCGGGAGCUGCCAAAAGUGGAGCUUCACGCGCACCUCAAUGGCUCCGUCAGUUUCCACACCAUCGAGAAACUCAUCAGCCGAAAACCGCAUCUCCACAUUGAACACGGGAUGACUGCCAUCGGAAAAGGCCAGCGGAGGACACUGGAUGAGUGUUUUCAGGUCUUCAAGGUCGUUCAUCAGCUGGUGGACACAGAGGAGGACAUCCUGAUGGUGGCGACAGAUGUUAUCAGGGAGUUUGCGGCUGACGGUGUCAAAUAUUUAGAGCUGAGGAGUACCCCAAGGGAGGAGAAAAAAACUGGCUUGACAAAAAAGAGAUAUGUUGAAACUGUCAUCAAAGCCAUCAAACAGUGUAAAAAUGAGGGACUGGACAUUGAUGUCAGGUUUUUGGUGGCAAUUGACCGUAGGAAUGGGGCUGAAGUUGCCAUGGAGACCGUAAAGCUUGCUGAGGAGUUCAUGCUGUCAACUGACGGUUUGGUGUUGGGAGUUGACCUCAGUGGAGAUCCAAUGGUUGGCCAUGGCAAAGAUCUACUUCCUGCUCUGCAGAGGGCCAAGGACUGUGGACUGAAGUUGUCACUGCACCUCUCAGAAGUCCCAUCACAGCUGGAGGAGUCCGAUUUGCUGUUGAAUCUUCCUCCAGACAGGAUCGGCCACGGCACCUUCUUGCAUCCUGAAGUGGGUGGAUCUCAAAGUCUUGUGGACAAAGUGGUGGCGAACAACAUACCGCUGGAGCUUUGUCUGACAUCAAACGUCAAAGGACAGACUGUACCGUGUUACUCCGAACAUCAUUUCAAGUACUGGUACCAGAUGGGCCAUCCGAGUGUGAUUUGUACUGAUGAUAAGGGAGUCUUCAGUACAGACUUGUCUCAAGAGUAUCAGCUGGCAGCGUCCACAUUUGGGCUCAGUCGUGAAGCCGUAUGGAAUCUCUCCCAGCGGGCCAUCGACUGCAUCUUUGCACCCGACGCCGUGAAGCAGCAGCUCAAACAGAAGUGGCUCGCGAUAAAGCCUCAGGUGUUCAAGUGACCAGCUCAGUGGAACCCACAGCCAGUAUACCUCACAUUUCAGUUUUUUAAAGACUUUCCAUAACACUUUUGUAAA